This is a messenger RNA of Eriocheir sinensis (Chinese mitten crab), 2983 nucleotides long. RefSeq names its product titin-like. Bases 25 to 2949 code for a protein of 974 amino acids. Lineage: Eukaryota; Metazoa; Arthropoda; Malacostraca; Decapoda; Varunidae. The transcript has 2 exons. The record is from RefSeq and is a predicted model, not a curated record.
UUCAUAAACAUUCAUUCAGCAAACAUGAACCUCUUCUUUGUUUGGACGGUCUUCGUAGUGCUGGUGGCCGGGCCUCAAGUGGAGAGCUCCCGGGUACCGGGGCUGAAGGUGAUCCCGGAGGUGGACUACUCGUGUGCGGCAGCGGUGAGAGCCGCUAUCGAGGAAUACCGAGUUCUUUACAAGGGACAACUUAAUGAACCACCGAAGAAGACUUAUCCAAUGAUGACAAACUCAGUAAUAGCCUCUAACGACACCUUUAAGACGAUAGAAAGGAAAGUCUUUAAUGAUACCGAUGAAACGGGGCAAGAAACCGGAAAAAAGACAGUUGUUGAGAAGACGACAGAAACUUACGUAGAACCCAAAGGAAAUGUAUCAAAGACUUCGGAAACCACGAUUGAUGUAGAUGAAGACGGUAAACAACGGGGUGAAAAAUCUGUGACCGAGAGUGAAACAGUGACGGGACAGACUCCAGACAACGGGAGCAUAGCACAAACAGUGGACGUUAGAAAGGUAAUGGACGAAGAGGGUAAUGAAAUAAAGGAGGAAGUUGUUAUUAAGAAGGAAUUAAUAGUACAGCCUCUUACCAAUACAACUGAAGAAAAGCCGCAGGACGAUAAAGACGCAAAUCUUAUCGUUCCAAAAGUAGGGGCGGACGACAAAGGUAAAAAGAAAACCGAAUCAAAACGAACAGAACAAAGAAAAGAGAUUCUGCCCAGCAAUAUAACGAACGAAACAGUUGUGAAAGAGAAGGAAGAGCUUCUACCUUCACAGGAAAGCACGAAAGUGACACCUGUGGAGGAGAGGAAUGUUACAGAGAAGGAUGAUGGACUUCAGAAGGCAAAAGGAACAGAACAAAGAAAAGAGAUUCUGCCCAGCAAUAUAACGAAUGAAGUUGUUGUGAAAGAGAAAGAAGAACUUCUACCUUCACAGGAAAGCACGAAAGUGACAUCUGUGGAGGAGAGGAAUGUUACAGAGAAGAGUGAUGGAAAAGAUGUCGAGAAAGAAACUGUAAUUCGAAAAGAAGUCCAAAAGAAUGUGUGUAAUAGCGACAUCAAAGAGGUUCGUAACGAAAAACAUCUUAAUGAAACAAUUGAAGACUUGAAACACCAAGUUGAUGACGUGAAAAACAAGAUGAAGGAGGGAAAAGCAAAGGCUGAAGAAAUAAAUACUACGCCUAUCACUCAAGACGGUAAAGUCGUUGAAAAGACAGUCCCUGCUGUGACGCCGGCGAAGGUUGUUAGAAAGGAUGUGCCCUCGGUGGGAGAAGGAAAAGACUCCGUUGUGACUCGAGUUGUUAAACCCGUUACCCUUUCGGUGGUAGCAGAAAAGGUCCCCGUUGUGACAAAUCAGACCGUUGCUGAAAAGAUUCCCCCUACGGCGACGGAAGGAAAAGUUCACGUUGUUAAAGAAGAGAAAGUUAUUGAAAAGGCUGUGCCCUCGGUGACGGAAGAAAAACUCCCCGUUGUGACAAAGGAGAAGGUUGUUGAGCAGGCUGCCCCUUCGGUGACACAGGAGAUCGUAAGUGUCUCUAAGGAGCAAGCAGAACUUCCUCUCGUAGCAGAGGAGAAGAAGGUUAUUGAAAAGAUUAUCCCCUCGGUGACAGAAGGGAAAGUCCCGGUAGUCCCUCAACAGGAGGUUGUUGAAAAAGUUGCCCCUUCGACGACAGAAGAAAAAGUUCCUGUUGUGACACAAGAAAGGGCUAUUGAGCAGAAUGUCCCACAAGAAAGGGUUAUUGAACAGCCUGUCCCACAAGAAAGGGUUAUUGAAAGGGCUGUCCCACAAGAAAGGGUUAUUGCAAGGGCUGUCCCACAAGAAAGGGUUAUUGAACAGUCUGUCCCACAAGAAAGGGUUAUUGAACAGUCUGUCCCACAAGAAAGGGUUAUUGAACAGGCUGUCCCACAAGAAAAGGCUAUUGAACAGGCCGCCCCUACGGCGACAGAAGAAAAAGUUCCUGUUGUGACACAAGAAAGGGUUAUUGAACAGAAUGUCCCACAAGAAAGGGUUAUUGAACAGAAUGUCCCACAAGAAAGGGUUAUUGAACAGAAUGUCCCACAAGAAAGGGUUAUUGAACAGAAUGUCCCACAAGAAAGGGUUAUUGAACAGAAUGUCCCACAAGAAAGGGUUAUUGAACAGAAUGCCCCACAAGAAAGGGUUAUUGAACAGAAUGUCUCACAAGAAAGGGUUAUUGAACAGAAUGCCCCACAAGAAAGGGUUAUUGAACAGAACGCCCCACAAGAAAGGGUUAUUGAGCAGAAUGCCCCACAAGAAAGGGUUAUUGAACAGAAUGCCCCACAAGAAAGGGUUACUGAGCAGAAUGUUCCACAAGAAAGGGUUAUUGAACAGAAUGCCCCACAAGAAAGGGUUAUUGAACAGAAUGCCCCACAAGAAAGGGUUAUUGAACAGAACGCCCCACAAGAAAGGGUUAUUGAACAGAGUGCCCCACAAGAAAGGGUUAUUGAACAGAAUGCCCCACAAGAAAGGGUUAUUGAAAGGGUUGCCCCACAAGAAAGGGCUAUUGAACAGGCUGCCCCUUCGGCUACAGAAGAGAUUGUCACUGUUUCUAAAGAGAAAGAAGAAGUCCCUGUUGUAACAGAGGAAAAGGUUCCCGCUGUGAGAAAUGAGACAGUUACUGAAAAGAUUACUCCUUCCGUAACAGAAGAAAAAGUUGUCAAUCAACGGAAGGUUGUUUCUUACGAAGAUGCUACAGAAAAUCAGGAAAAUCAAGUUACUGGAGAUGAAGAAACGGACAAAACUGAAUUGAAGUUUAUCAUCACCAUACAAGAGAGAAUAGUCCGUGAACAGACAGUCUCGAUCAUACCCGUGAUGGACAAGGACGCCAACACAAGAAGGAAUGGAAAAGUGGCGAAGAAACAACUGAAAAGAAUAAUGAAGAAGGUGGCCCGCGCCGUCCGGGAAGAAUUAAGCAAGGAACACAAGACAGCGGGGUAGAGACAGUAGCAGGAGAAGCUGUAACCAGUGUGAG